Molecule: messenger RNA, 1428 nt
Organism: Erythranthe guttata (spotted monkey flower)
Lineage: Eukaryota; Viridiplantae; Streptophyta; Magnoliopsida; Lamiales; Phrymaceae
Source: RefSeq, a predicted model, not a curated record
AUCUAAUAAUGGUCGAGCCAGUAAUAGUUUUUAAUAUUAAGCAAAAUUGGUUGUUAAAUAACCCAUUUAAGAAAUAAAAGAAGGUUUGAACAAGUCAAUCUCACCAAGACAAAAAAUAACUCGGUUUCUCAGUCAAAGUUCAACUCUCUCCACUCUUUUCCACAUGCUUUUUUCUCCUCUUAAAUCAAUUCCAAAAACCCUUUCUUUAAAUUCAAAUCCCUCACUUUCUCUUACUUACUUACUUCAUCACCUUCACCACCAUAUAUAUACAUACAUACACAUAGCCCCUAUCUUAUCAACAUAAGAAAGUAGCAUCAUUGUUAAUUCAAGAAAGAAAAGAAAAGAAAUCGAAAUGGAUAGCGCUUUACCUUGGGAUUACAAGAUGCUAAUCGAAGAACUUACACAAGGGAUGGAGAAUGCUACGCAGCUCCGUCUUCGUUUGUGCGCAACAUCCCCUUCUAAAGAUCACGACUUUCUCGUGCAGACGAUUUUAUCGACUUUCGAGAAGGCUUUGCUGGCGCUGAGGUGGCGCGAAUCUAUUGGACAACCCCAGGUGGGCCCACCGACACCAACCGCACCCGAUUCCUCCUCCGUAUCUGUGGACACAAGUCCCAAAAGUGAGGAUACGAAAAGGAAUUUCGGAGAUAAUAAAUCUAAGAAGAGAAAAUUGCAGCCCACGUGGACAGAGAAAGUGAGGGUUGACUACGAAAACGGGCUCGAUGGACCUAAAGAAGAUGGCCAUAAUUGGAGGAAAUACGGUCAGAAAGACAUUUUGGGACAUAAAUAUCCGAGGUUUGUUCGUUUUUUUCUCUUUCACUACAUCUACACACACUCAGACACACACAUAGAAGAUAUAAUAACAGUGUAUCUAUUCUAUUCUUGCAGAAGCUACUACCGAUGCACAUAUCGAACGGCUAGAAAUUGCUGGGCGACAAAGCAAGUGCAAAGAUCGGACAAGGACCCCACUUUAUUCGAGAUAGUAUACAAAGGAGUUCAUGCGUGUAAUGCAUCUCACUGUCAUCAUCAAACAGAGCAAAAGAAUAAUCCGACACUUUCGGAAUUUAAAGCUAACCUGAGAGUCGAAACGGAGGACUUGGGUGGUAUCGAGGAGGUGGCAGCAGCGCCCCACUUCUCGUUUCCAUCGGCAUUUUACGAUAACGACCUCGGCGAAUAUGAAUAUUCUCCGUUGUUCUAUUCUCCAGCCACGUCAGCAUCUAAUUACUUCUCGUCCCAUGCAUCGACAACGAAUUCUCCGAUCGGAGGAACGGAAUUCUCGAUUGUUCCGCAAGAUUUGGAUCAGAAUUUCCCAUUCAGCAGCCUCGGGUUUUUCGUAUGAUUGAACAUCAAAGUUCGUUAGAAGUGGUUUUUGCGACCACGGUUGAUCAUUAGAAACUUUAAAUGUAGGGAGAGACAUUCAUUGUAGAAAUA